This is a messenger RNA of Anopheles cruzii, 958 nucleotides long. RefSeq names its product netrin-B-like. NCBI's taxonomy places the organism in Eukaryota, Metazoa, Arthropoda, Insecta, Diptera, Culicidae. The transcript is spliced from 6 exons. The annotation marks the transcript as partial. The record is from RefSeq and is a predicted model, not a curated record. Gene Ontology annotation, molecular function: protein binding.
UUUGCCAGUGUAACGGACACGCCCGCAAGUGCCGCUUCAAUCUGGACCUCUACAAAAUGUCCGGCCGUGUGUCGGGCGGGGUAUGCAGCGACUGUCGGCACGAUACAACCGGGCGCCACUGCCACUACUGCCGCGAGGGCUUCUACAAGGACCCCACCAAGUCCAUAAGCCACAAGAAGACCUGCAAACCGUGCGAUUGCCACCCGAUCGGUUCGUCCGGGAAAAGCUGCAACCACACGUCGGGCCAGUGCACCUGCAAGGAGGGCGUGACGGGGCUAAACUGCAACCGGUGUGCCCGAGGCUAUCAGCAGAGCCGCUCGCAUAUCGCGCCGUGCAUCAAGAUACCGCGGGUCAUCAACAUCAAUCACCAGGCGCAAAACACGGCCCCGGAGUCCUACCACUACGAUCCGGACGCGAGCGAAAGCACCAAAGAAAAUUGCCCCAAGUGUAAAUUCGACACGAAGCGACUCAACUUGAAUAAAUUCUGCAAGCGUGACUAUGCAAUCAUGGCUAAGGUGACCGGGCGCACCACCCCCGGUGGCAAGCAUGGACCGCGCGAGGAGGUGCGCUUCAACCUGCAGGUCCAGUCGGUGUUCAAGUCGAACAGCAGCCCGCUGCUGGUGGCGAACCAGCGAAAGCAGAGCGUCGGGCUGCUGGUGCCCACGAAGAACAUCGACUGCCGCUGCCCGAACAUCAAGAUGAACAAGUCCUACCUGAUCCUUGGGAUGGACGCCAAGAGCGGCAACCCGGAGAACUUGCUGCUCGGCCCGAAAACGAUCAUCAUCGAGUGGAAGGACGAUUGGAACCGUCGGCUGCGGCGCUACCAGCAGCAGGUUGGCUCCUGCAACUAGGAGGGCUCCGCCGUGUCCGUCCGAGCUGUCGCCGGUGAGUGAUAGCGAGCGAACGAGUGCAGCAGUGCAGCCGAUUCAGGAGGCACCACCAGGGAGGCAGGCAGGCA